Rotaria sp. Silwood1 is the source of this 507-nucleotide messenger RNA. Lineage: Eukaryota; Metazoa; Rotifera; Eurotatoria; Philodinida; Philodinidae. The record is from the annotation of a GenBank genome assembly.
AUGGCGACAGCAAUGCAGGUAACGACUUGUGUUAAAUGCAAGAAAACAAAGAGCAUUGUCACAUGUAAAGGUUGUUCGAAAGAUUUUUGUCUUGAUCACAUCAAUGAACAUUAUAAUGAAUUAAGCGAACAAUUAGGUAAAACUGAAGAUCAAUUUAAUGCAUUCAAAAUUGAAAUCGACGAACAAAAAGUCGAGCCACAAAAACAUGAAUUAAUCAAACAAGUCGAUACAUGGGAACGUGAAUCGAUCGAAAAGAUUCGACAAGUGUCCAAUGAACUUCGUCAUGAGCUCUCAUCGCGUGUCAUCACAUUUGUUACCAAUCUCGAUUCAAAUUUGAAACAACUGACCGAACGACUCAUUCAUUGUCGUAAAGAAAAUGAUUUUGCUGAACCAGACAUUCAAUUUUUCAAUGAAGAACUUAAACGAUUGAAAGACAUUCUCAACAAUUCACCUGAUUUGAAAGUUGACUUGGUCAAAGGUAAUCGAGGUCAAGGAACUCGAAUCUGA